AAAACACAAACGAAAGAAGAAUCAUCCGGGAGCUUGGUAACAAUGGCCUGUACAACUACGUGGCAUUGUCACUGUUUUCUGUUUUUUCACUACUUUUCCUGAAAAAUAAUUAGAUAGUUUUCACGUGCUUCAAAAAGCGCGUAACUUUGUUAUAUUGUUAACAAGUUCUUUCGGAUUAUCUACGUUUUUGGAAAGUGUUAAAGUAUCUUUAAAUAUUGAUUCUUCACUGGUCUGACUCACUGAUAAUUCAGUACCAAAGAUUUAAAGAUGGCGUUCAGUGCGUCGCCAAGAAAUCAACGUCCAUACUUUCAACCGCAGUCUUCUGGUAUGGUGAAUGGUAGUGAUUCGCACAUGUUCCCAGGUUAUGGUCAUCAAAAUCAAGCAAGAGGCCAUUUAGGCAAUUUUCAACAGCAACCUCAGAUACCUCAGAUGAAGGAUGUUCAUGGAAUUCAACGACCAAUGAUUCAACAACAGACACCCUCACAAAUGCAGCCACACACACAAAUGCACCCAUCAAUGAUUCAAAGGCCAUCUUUAGGGCCUAAUUUCACUCAACAUCAGUCAACUGGAAUUCCAUCUCAGAUUCUUGAAAAAUCAAUGGGAAAUCUACAGAUCAAUAGUGGUCAACAUAAUUUGCCACAAGGAAGCCGUCCAGGUGUACCAGGCAUGCAUCCUCAACAAUCUAAUUCACCAUUGCCUCGUGUUGGAAUGUCAGGAAACUACAGGAGUGAACAGCAAAUGCCACUACAUCAGCCAGCACCAAGAAUGUCUACUAGUGUUUAUCAACCUUCAAUAAGACCUCCCGGUCCUGUUUUUCAUGGUGGUAUUCCUGGUACUGCCUCUUCAGUUCCUCAACAAUUUCCUGGUAUGGUUAACUCCAUGCAAGGUUCACCACAACCAAAUAUGAGUUCCAUUGGAUCUUCCGGAUCCCGGAUGCCUGGUCAUGCCCCAGGUCAGCCCAGAGGUAUACGUCCACACUCACAAAUUCCUCCCACACAGACUUUUCAACGUCCCCCAAUGACCAAUCCUGGCAUGACAACAAUGCCAAGCAGUCCAGGUCUUCCUACUUAUCCAUCUCCAACUGCUCAACCUGCAAUGAAUUUAUCAGGACCUAUGCCACCAAUGGCAGGUGCAAAUAGUCAGCAGCCCAACCAUAAUAUGCCAGGUUAUGGUCCAGGACCUGGACAUACUCGACCUAUGCCCUCUGGAGGAAUGGGAAUGAAUUCAUCAAGAAGAAUUGAUCCGGAUCAAAUACCCAGUCCUAUUCAAGUAAUGAAAGAUGAUCAAAAUAAUUUCAAUGACGCAGCAUUUAACACAAGUAUACGUGGCAGAGUACCACCACUCGUUACUACAAAAUGCGUUAUUCGUGAUGAUGGAAAUUGCAGUCCUCAAUACAUUCGAUCUACUCUGUACAAUGUACCCAACAAUCAAGAUGUUUUGAAGGCAUCGGGCGUUCCUUUUGCUGUAUCUCUUUCGCCAUUCGCCGAAUCAUUACAAGACGAGAAUCCUCUUCAGUUGGUUAAUCAUGGCGUCAACGGUCCGGUUAGGUGUAAUCGCUGUAAAGCAUAUAUGAAUCCUUUUAUGCAGUUUAUCGAUGGUGGAAGAAGAUUUGUCUGUAACAUUUGCAAUUAUUCUUCAGAAGUUCCACAGGAAUAUUUUUCCCAUUUGGACCAUCAAGGAUUGAGGGUGGACAUGUAUCAGCGUCCAGAGUUAUGUUUAGGCUCGUACGAAUUUCUUGCAACAACAGACUACUGUAAGAAUCAAAAACCGACGCAACCACCAGCUUAUAUAUUCAUGAUCGAGGCGUCAUAUCAGAGUAUCCAAUCAGGAAUGUUACGUAUAUUAGUUCGAGAAAUUCCUGCUUUGUUGGAAAGAUUGCCAAAAGAACCCGGACAAACGUCAUCUUCCAUCAAAGUUGGCUUCGUGACCUACAACUCUACGUUACAUUUCUACAAUGUCAAGUCAAAUCUUGCGCAGCCUCAAAUGAUGAUUGUAUCAGAUGUUAAUGACGUGUUUGUGCCUCUACUUGAUGGAUUUUUGGUUGACGCAAAGGAUUCCAAAACGGUUAUUGAAAGUUUGAUGGAACAAAUAUCAAUAAUGUUUGCCGAAACAAGAGAAACCGAAAUUGUUUUAGCUCCAGUUGUACAAGCUGGACUUGAUGCAUUACAGUCUGCAGGUAUUUCUGGCAAGCUACUAGUAUUUCAUACUACGUUACCUGUAUCUGAAGCUCCUGGCAAAUUGAAAAAUAGAGAAGACAGGAAAUUACUGUCAUCAGACAAGGAAAAAACAAUUUUGUGUCCCCAAACUAACUUCUAUGAGAAACUAGCAAAGAGUUGUGUGGAAUCUGGAGUUGCAAUCGAUCUCUUUCUUUUUCCCAAUUCAUAUAUCGAUGUCGCUACCAUUGGUGCUUUGACUUCAAUUACUGGUGGACAAUUGUACAGAUACAGCUAUUUUAAGGAAAGUACGCAUGGGGAACAGUUUCUGCAAGAUUUGAUUGAAAAUAUCGAACGGAAUGUCGGACUUGACACCAUCAUGAGAUUAAGAACUAGCGCGGGUCUUCGGCCUUGUGAAUUUUAUGGUAAUUUCAACAUGAACAAUACAACUGAUGUGGAGCUUGCGUUGGUCAAUUCUCGUACGUCAAUUAUAAUUGAAAUCAAACACGAUGAUAAACUUGCAGAAGACAGUGUCGCCUACUUGCAGUGUGCUCUUUUGUAUACAAGUGUUGGUGGUCAACGACGUCUGCGGAUUCAUAAUCUUGCCCUCUCAACUUGCUCGCAACUCACAGAUCUCUUUCGAUGUUGUGAAAUGGACACGUUUGCUAAUUACGUUGCAAAACGUGCCAUAAAAGAGGUGACAACAUCAGUUCCUAAAACGAUACGCGAGAAUAUUGUUAAUCAAGCUGCGUCUGUACUUGCUUGUUACCGACAGAAUUGUGCAGCACCCUCAUCUGCUGGACAAUUGAUCUUACCGGAGUGCAUGAAAUUACUUCCACUGUAUACCAACUCUAUCCUGAAGAGCGAUGCUUUGAUUGGAGGGUCUGAAAUGAGUUCAGAUGAUCGUAGUUGGUUGAUGCAGACAGUUCUUGGAAUGGACAUUUCAUCCACUGUCGCGUAUUUCUACCCUCGUCUUAUUCCUGUGCAUGAUGUAAAUGUGAAUGACACAAACAUUCCUCCACAAAUUCGUUGCUCCGAGGAAAGGAUGAAGGAAAAUGGCGUAUAUUUGCUAGAGAACGGUAUUAUUUUGUUCUUGUGGAUUGGUCUACAUGUCAGUCCAGAAUGGCUUCAACAAGUCUUUGCUGUAGGAACUAUUGGCCAUGUCGACAUUGAAAUGACAAGUUUGCCAGAUGUAGACACUCCAAUGUCUAGGCGUUUACGCGGAAUUGUUGCAGAAAUCCAUAACGAAAGGAACAGAUACAUGAAGAUUUCAAUUGUUCGCCAACGAGACAAAAUGGAACCAUGGUUCAAGCACUAUUUGGUCGAAGACAAAGGUCUAUCAGCAAGUUGCCAGAGUUAUGUUGAUUUCCUUUGUGUUAUGCAUAAAGAAGUCAGGAAUCUACUAAAUUAAAGCGUAUUGGCGCCUUGGAAACAUUUUACAUAACAUGCUCAAAAUACGCACAGUCAGGUGCAAGGGAAGAUCUUUGUCUAAAAAUAUUAUAUUGAUGAUAAUACUAUUGUAAAAGAACGUAAAUAUGACGUUAUACAGAUUAUAUAAAAUAAUUUAAAAAUUCCUUUAGAGUUAAAUACCAAAAAGGUUAAAUAAAUACGUUGUGUGUGCAUUUAUUUA
This is a messenger RNA of Xenia sp. Carnegie-2017, 3783 nucleotides long. RefSeq names its product protein transport protein Sec24D-like. Gene Ontology annotation, molecular function: zinc ion binding; SNARE binding. Gene Ontology annotation, biological process: intracellular protein transport; endoplasmic reticulum to Golgi vesicle-mediated transport; COPII-coated vesicle cargo loading. The record is from RefSeq and is a predicted model, not a curated record. The transcript has 27 exons. Gene Ontology annotation, cellular component: endoplasmic reticulum exit site; COPII vesicle coat. Lineage: Eukaryota; Metazoa; Cnidaria; Anthozoa; Malacalcyonacea; Xeniidae. The coding region runs from base 268 to 3564 and encodes 1098 amino acids.